AGCUGCAAAAUGUAAAUAAACAGAUGUGCAUUUUUUUUCGCAAUUUAUCUACGAAAAGCAUGGCUAAUGAAUUUGAUGAUUUAUUUGAAAAUUUUGUAUCAACUCAUGAACAACAACUGAAGAAACUUGCAAUCCCGCAGAGCAAGUGGAAGCAUUUAUUCAAGAAAUUAAAUCUAUCGUCAUUUGAUGCUGGAAAUGAUUUUAUUUAUUCUCAAGUUUCAGAUGAUGAUGAAAAUUCUGAAGAAGAGGGUGGUCAACUAAGGGUGUUUACUAAAUAUUCUAUGGAUCCUGAUGACGAUGACCACAUAUAUUUAAUUGAUCAUGCCUUCACAUACACACUAAACAUUGCAAGGACAGUUUUGGCUGGAUUGGAGAAUUUACUUGAUAGAAUGUGUAACAUCAUGAAUGUAUCUCAAGAAAAUUUAUCAAAAGAAGAAAAAAUCAAUAUUGUACUUAGUAAAAUGUGGAAGUUCAACAACUCAUAUGUUGUGAAGAACUCAGAACAAGAUGAGUCUUUUGUUAGGUGGUGGUAUAUAAUGGAUGAGUUUGGAUCUGCUAUCAGACACUCAGAAGAACCUAAUUUUAUAAUAGUACCCUUUUUUUAUGCACCAGACAGUGUGACAUAUUCACUUCUUUUUCCAAAAGUUUCUGUUCUAGAAGGAGAGGAAGUUACUUGUUGCUAUCCACGAUUUCAAAUGUCGAUGUUGGAUGAAAUGAAAGCAGUAUUGAAAUAUCCCUGGGAAAAGUGUGACUUAUCAUAUAUAGAUUUCAACCAAACUGAACCAGAUUUUGAAUACUUGACAUCUGGUCGCGUUGUUGAAGAGCUACCUGACAUUGGCAUCGAAAUUCCAAAUCUAUUGGAUAUUAAGAAAAUUAAAGUGUAUACUGACUAUCCUGAAGUUUCUGAAUUUUUAACAAUUCCUCGAUUUUAUUUCACAAAUGAAAAAAGUGAAGCUCAUAUACUCUGGUUAGCUGGACGGGUAUAUGAUUAUAGACAACUAGCAGAGUCAUCUUCUAAUUCCUUCUAUGUCAACCAGUUUCCUUCAGAACAAGUUCUUAUAAACAAGGAUUUAUUGGCCAUAGUAUGUCGAAGGUCUGCCGAGGGUGCGAGCUUUGAUCCAUUUUCCAUGGAAUCAUUUCCUACGUGGUUACCAACUACUUUCAGUUUAUUAACAGAGUUACCCAAAUUUGUAUCGUAUUUCCAAAAUCGUGAAAAAAGGAAUUUAGAUAACACAUGGAUAUGCAAGCCGUUCAACUUAGCCAGAGGUUUAGACAUUUACGUAACUGAUAACCUAGAUCAAAUAAUUCGUCUCACAGAAAUCAGACCUAUGGUGGCUUGUAAAUACAUAAGUGAUCCAGUUUUGUUCCCACGAGAAAACAAAGGUUUAGUCAAAAUGGAUUUAAGAUUUAUUGUUCUAUUAAAAAGUAUUCAAAAUUUUGAGCUCUUUGUUUAUAAGAGGUUUUGGCUACGAUUUGCUAACAAGCCUUUCUCUUUGGAUAACUUUGAAGAUUAUGAAAAACAUUUCACAGUGAUGAACUACAGUGAAUUUCCUUUACAACAAAUGUUUUGCCAUGACUUUAUUGAAAGAUUUGAAAAUCAUUACAGCUGCUAUAAGUGGAAUGAUAUUGAAGCUGAUAUUUAUAAAAUGAUUAAAGAAAUCUUUAUUGCUGCUGCAAUGAAAGAACAUCCUGCUGGUAUAGGAGCAUACAAUGGAUCCCGUGCAAUGUAUGGUUUAGAUAUUAUGCUGGAAUGGGAUAGAAGUGGAGAGGUACCAACAAUUAGGCCUGUGAUUUUGGAAGUAAAUUGGAUGCCCGACUGCAAAAGAGCUUGUCAAUAUUACCCAGAAUUCUAUGACGAUGUAUUUAGCGUUCUGUUUCUUGAUGAAACAGCUGGUAAAAACGUUGUGCAAUUGUAAAAGAAAUAAAACAUAAUAUUUUGUAAA
Parasteatoda tepidariorum (common house spider) is the source of this 1943-nucleotide messenger RNA. RefSeq names its product Tubulin tyrosine ligase-like 12 (gene TTLL12). The record is from RefSeq and is a predicted model, not a curated record. Gene Ontology annotation, biological process: protein modification process. Gene Ontology annotation, cellular component: cytoplasm. Lineage: Eukaryota; Metazoa; Arthropoda; Arachnida; Araneae; Theridiidae.